This is a messenger RNA of Ictidomys tridecemlineatus (thirteen-lined ground squirrel), 3808 nucleotides long. NCBI's taxonomy places the organism in Eukaryota, Metazoa, Chordata, Mammalia, Rodentia, Sciuridae. The record is from RefSeq and is a predicted model, not a curated record.
CGCCACGGUGAGCUGGCCCCGCGUGCCGGUGAGGCUCUGGUCGCCCCACCAUCCUUCUCCAGGGCGGCACCGGCCCUGGCCAGCGCUCCGCCCUCGCUGGCUCUGUUUCGGAUUGCUGUUCUUUAAGCUCCUGCGAGUUCGCACCUAAGUGGUGCUGUGUCGUGGGAAGAUAAAGGGCUCCUUUAUCUUGAUUAUUCACUCUUUCAGGAAUUUAAGAAAAAGUUUAAUUCACAGACACUUGAGCGAAACACAACCUGACUUGCUCCUUUUAAAAAAUUGCUUUUCUGAUCUCUGUACUCCUGCUGGCAGGGCCUGAUUUCCUGCACCUUAGAGAUACCUACCUACAAGGUAUAGUGUGAGGGGUUCCCAGGCACUGUAUUGCUUGCCUCUCCCAGCUGACUAGUGUGAAUACGUGUAAACAACUGGGUUGAGCCAAGGAUAAAGUGGUUUAAUUCUUAUAGGACCCUCACAGGCCUCCCCACCCACAUGCUGACCUGGGGGAAAGCUGGGCAGGUUUUUUUCCUCUUCUGUUUAGUCCUCCUUGGGGAUGGAGGGAGAUGAGAGGUGCCCUCUUCUAGGCACAGGACCAUGUGCAGCCUGUGUUUGCACAAGUCUCUAAGGCCACAGUUUUAGGAUCAGCCCUAAAGUCAGGCAGCUGUUCCCAGGGAAACAGAGUUAUCGGAGGUUUCCCACUGAUGUAAAACAGCAGAACUGUUUCCCACUUACCCCUCUGUGUUGCUUUUAGGGCUUUGUAACAAGUGUGACAGGAAAAUAAAUCUUCAAGGGCUGUGAGAAAAUCUUCACAGGCCCUUCAGAGGAGCCACCAGGGGCUCUGGGUCUGCUGCCUGGCUCCUGGCACUGGGGUUUGUGUAGGAGAAUGCUCCAUGGGCCUCCUUGUUUUACUUAGUUCACAGGAGGACUGGGAGGACCCAGAACUGGAGCAGAGGGGUUUGGAAGCAGAGGGUUUGGGGCUAAGAGACUUCCUGAUAAUCAUCUCGUCUUGUUUUCAAGCUGUGGUGUCAGUGGAUGGGCGGCCUGUGAGACUCCAGCUCUGUGACACAGCAGGACAGGAUGAGUUUGACAAGCUGAGGCCCCUGUGCUACACCAAUGCUGACAUCUUCCUGCUCUGCUUCAGCGUGGUGAGCCCCACCUCUUUCCAGAAUGUCAACGAGAAGUGGGUGCCUGAGAUCCGGUGCCACUGCCCCAAAGCUCCCAUCAUCCUGGUGGGGACACAGUCAGACCUCAGAGAAGAUGUCAAAGUGCUCAUUGAGCUGGACAAAGGCAGGGAGAAGCCUGUGCCCGAGGAGGCGGCCAAACUGUGUGCAGAGGAAAUCAAAGCUGCUUCCUACGUGGAGUGCUCAGCCUUGACUCAGAAAAACCUCAAGGAGGUCUUCGAUGCCGCCAUCAUGGCUGGGAUCCAGCAUGCAGACUCCCAGCAGCAGCCCAGGAAGUGUAAGAGCAGGACUCCGGACAAAGUGAGGGACUUGUCCAGGUCCUGGUGGAGGAAGUCCUGCUGCCUGGCCUGAAGCAGCCACGUGACCAAGCUCAUGCUUGACGACUCACUUCAGAGCCCCCAGGUGGCCCAUCCUCUGCCCUGGCUUUAGUUUCCUGUCUGUUUACUUCUGAUGUGAGAUAAGUAAGUUAAAGAAGUUGUAAUUUAAGAAUGUUCUGUAACUGGAAGUUUAGAGCUCUCAGCCUCUGGAUUAAUUUAUGUCUGAUAUGAAAAAGGCUCAAAUCUGCUGUCAGGACCAAGAGUUUGCUAUUUCACGGUGACAGCAGGACCGACAGGGACGAUGGCUGCGCCCCUCUCAGGGAUGGGGAGGUCUGCCAGGGCCUGUGCUUCACAGCAUGUCAGCGCUGGUGGGAACAGUGCUUCCUAAGACCAAGUGAACACCACUUUCAAUAAGAGGAAAGAUCUGGGAAAUGAUGGGCACCUCUGCCACAAAAUCUCAAGCCAUCUCUGGCUGUUGAGUGAUUCUCAGCUGCUUAAGAUUUUAAAGACCAAGCAUAGUAUAGAAGGAAGGACAGUGUGCGUGGGCUUUCAGAUGCACAAGCCAGUCCUGCCAAUGCCUAGCACACACCACCGAAUGCCCUGAGCAGCCAUGGGGGACAGUGCCCAUCUCCCCCAGGGAUCAAUGGCCAGAGAUCACAGUGGUGCUCCGGGCCCUCAGGGCAGGCCUCACACCACACCACACAGUGUGGCGACCAAGCAGAGGCGUCUUGGCUUCCACACUGUCACCACCCUCUGCAGGAAAGCGAACCCCUGAAAGGCCAGUGUGGAUUCUGUGGGACCCAGUGAUCCUUCUUUCUAGGUCCUUCUCUGUGCACACACAUGUGCAGGCAGCUGUAUUUGUUGAGGGUUCAGACUUUUAAAUGUUAGUGGAAAGCAGGUCAGGUGACUCUUGGGCCCCUUGACUCUGCUUCUGUGAACAAAUACUGUAUCAUACCCUUGGGGUGAUUUUAAGUGUAUCCUAAGGUAAUAAGCUUGAGACCACUUUAAAACAAAACUAAGGAGAAGGUCUCUUGAGAGCUGCUAGAACAACCAGCCAGGUGUCCAGUGGCUUCAAGCCCGAGGGGCCAGGUCUGUACAGGACCACUUGGUCACUUCCUGGCUGGGGAUGACAGGCACCACACAUGCAUAUGUCCUUCAGGGGAUCUUAAAGCCCACCCUCCUGAAGGCAAGCAUCCUCUAAUACUGCAGCAGCAUGGUCUGAGAGGCCACAGGCAGCCAGGCCCAAAUCCUGGCACAAAGCGACCCCAGACCACUUCAGUAAGCAUCUGGGAAUAUCUCCUGAGAACCCAAUGUGACAGUCCUGGUGCUCUGUGUUCUUUUUUAUGUUUUAAAAAAAAAAAAAAUCUAGUUUGUAUUUUUCUAUAGAAAACAGUGAAGGGUCAUUCCAUACUUUAGGUUAGGGGCUUCCUUAUUCCUGCUAGCGAGAUGAAAGAAUUUCUUUGUUUAACAAAAGUUAAUCUUUAAACCACUAAAUGCAUAGACUUUACUAUUGAUUUUUCAACACGUUGACGUUGGCGUCGUCAUAGUUUCCUGAAGCAUUUUGUUCCAACCUGAGCAAACGAAGUUGCUUCACUGAGAUGCUGGGGCUGACACCUGUUGCAGCCUCUGUGCUGCCCAGCAUUCUGCAGCCCUGGUGCCAGGUGGGCAGGGCUUAGCCCUGAACUGGUGGGUGAUGAACAGGAAGUGAGUGCAGUGGACAUCUGGACCCCUUGCACCCAGAUGAAAGUGGGGAGCAGAGGAUUCCCAUGGCACCAGUGUGGUCAGGGCUCUGUGCCUGGACCUUCAGUGCAGCAGGGUUGAACAGGCUGCUACACAGGUCAGAGUGUGGGUACGGCUGUGCUCGAGGUUGUCCUGUGUGUCUGUGAAAUGGGGUUUAGGCUGAGCAUUUCUUAAAGCAUGUGCUGGAGUCAGUACAGAGUCCACUUCAGAGCCCCAGGCUGAGGAGCAGCUUGGUUUGCAGAGAGGGUUCUGGAGGUGUGCUGGAGAGCCCCUCUUCAGGCUGACCCCACAGUCCAGGAUGGCAUCCUGUCCUAACCCUGUCCCCAGCCCCAGACCUGUCAUCUCUUUCCACUAUGAGCACAUAAGGAGGCCUUUUAUAACAUAUUUUGUGCUUGGCAGCCUUUGGAAGGACCACCCAGGAACCCCAAGCCAAAGUGGGUGCAGGUCUUCUCCACAUGGGCCUGCCUUGUGCCUGGCCACGCUGUGCCCUCCUUCUCCAGGGAUCAGGUAUGCUGGCAGACUUGUACUUGAACAUGCUGUAAAUGAGGCGGUGUGAAAUAAAUUUUGACCUGAGGA